Messenger RNA from Carcharodon carcharias (great white shark), 3098 nucleotides. It is a transcript of the gene fxn, whose product is annotated as frataxin. Gene Ontology annotation, molecular function: ferric iron binding; ferroxidase activity; ferrous iron binding. Gene Ontology annotation, biological process: iron incorporation into metallo-sulfur cluster; intracellular iron ion homeostasis. The transcript is spliced from 5 exons. The coding region runs from base 105 to 560 and encodes 151 amino acids. Gene Ontology annotation, cellular component: mitochondrion. The record is from RefSeq and is a predicted model, not a curated record. NCBI's taxonomy places the organism in Eukaryota, Metazoa, Chordata, Chondrichthyes, Lamniformes, Lamnidae.
UCUCCUCCCCCUGCCGUGCGAGCAUGCGCAGUCCCGCCGCUUACUCCUCGCAAAAGGGGUAGCCACUCGACUGUCGAUGUGAUCGCUUGACUUCCCGUUGGUGAAUGGCGGGCUUUCUGAACCGGGCCGGGCUCUAUCUCUGCUCUUCAAUUCGCCGGUUUACGAAACAAACACAAGCAAUAGCCGUCCCAAAAAUCAACCACGCAUCCGUUCCCUCAUUCAGCACUUUACCGGCGAGUUUUCAGCAUUUACAUUCAUUAAGAUGCUUGAAAUUCCAAAGAAAGGAGAUCCAUUCCUCGACUUUGAGAAGAAUGGAAAAUGCAAGUUCAAUGGAUGAAGCCACUUAUGAAAAACUUGCAGAGGAAACACUGGACCUUUUAGCUGACUUCUUUGAAGAUCUCGCAGAUCAGCCUUUUGUUCCAAAAGACUAUGAUGUAUCACUUGCGAAUGGUGUGUUGACAAUAAAUAUGGGAGGAGGCCUGGGGACAUAUGUGAUUAAUAAACAGACUCCAAACCGACAGCUCUGGUUAUCAUCUCCCAUCAGGUACACAUGGGCCUAAACGAUACGAUUGGACUGGGAAAAAAUGGGUCUAUUCUCACGAUGAAGUUUGUUUACAUGACCUGCUCACAAAAGAGUUCUCUACAAUAUUCAAGGCCAAAGUGGAUGUACUUUCAGCAGCAGAUGUCAGUGAUGUGUGACUCAGCAGAAAAAUCUAAGAAUUGUUUCCAAAAAGAUGUUUUAUAGAAGAUACACCCUGUUGUAAUUAUUAUGUAUGAAUCCCUUUUUCUUGUGACAGGCUCUGGCAUGCUGUAAAGAUUGCAAUCAAUCUAUAUUAUUCCAAAGUAAAUUGCCCUGUUGCAGUGGAGUUAUGCUUAUCGCCAAGGGUUUGAAAUUCUUCGAUACAGUUAAUGUGUGAAGGGAUGCGUUUUGUUUUUGCACAUUUGGGUUUAAAAGAUUUCUUUUUGUGCCUGAAGUAAUUGUGAAUAUUAAGUGCCUACUGAUGUUCCAAGAUAAUUUGUUAGGUUUUUUUUCUAAAUUUAGAAUAACCAUAAAUAUACAAUCUAUCAAGCAAUAAUAAUGCUGGGUGUUUGGCUAACUUGCUUCCUGUCAAUCUUGACAAGUCUCACAUUUUAUAGUGUUACAGCCCUAGAAUUCAAGUUUCAAUUCCUGUUGUGAUUUAACUUGGAAAAUCUCUCUUUUAAAAUUGCGAUUUGAUUAUGAUUUAUCGAAGAAGGACCAAAUUUGUAAAUUUCCACAUCCAAGUUCCAGCAGGGAGUCACACACAAAGGGAGAGUGGGACGGAGAAUUGAUGAUUCGGCACUACAACCCCAUUUCCAGCUCCCUGCUCUAAACCCAAGAUAGUCAAUUUGCUCAAACGUUAAAACCACAAAUGCUCCAUGGAAACAGCUGUAACUUUUUCUUUUAUUUUGUAUUCAUUGUUCACAGUUAUUCGGUAAGUCAGGUUUCUAUAUUGCACACUGGAAUUCAGCAGGAAAGAGUGCCAGCCUUGUUUCCACAACUGCUGAAAUUGCCCUCUUCACCCAAGGUGCUGGGACACCUUGUCCUUAUAUCACUGUUGGGAAAUUGUUCUCAAACUUACCCACCUCUUGAAAGGCAGUGUAAUGCUUUAGCUACUUUUCAUUCACCAAGAAUUAUUUCGUUUACCGUAACCAAAGGUCAUUUGUCCUGUCUUUCAGCAUCAAAAUACAAUUUUAACACAGGAGCUGGUUGGAUGGGUAGACAACACCUGUAGUAAACCAAAAUGAUUAGAGAUGAGACAGGAGGAAUGAUCCCUGUACUGUUGCUUUCCAGUUUUGUGGCUGUGGUUGGCUAUAUAGCCAACCAAUUCUCAAAUCAAACCGGGUCCUCAGUUGGUGUUGAUAGGUCUUCGACCUGAAACAUCGGAGGGAGUUUUACUACCCCAAAGCUGGCAUAUUUGCAGAUGGUGGAGGGGAGGGGGCACAUAAAAUAGAAGGGGUGGCCAGCCCAUAGCCUUUCCGCCCACUGCCAACCUGUCCGCUAUAAUACAGUGGACGGGUAAGGUAUUACCCAGCCUAUCCAUCCUUAGGCCUAUUGAGGUUGUAAACUGGCCAAAUAAUGGCCAGUUAAGGGCCUGUUUCCAUUCCCAUCGUGAUAAUAUGUGCUGCUGGAGAAGGUGGAACAAAGGAAGACAGCCCAAUACUUCACCAUCUCAGGUGAAAAGGCGGGAAGGAAAGGGGGGUACCUCCUUUAGGGGGUAUCCUGUAUACCCAUAAGGGGAUCAUCCCUCUGUGACUCCACCCACCCCGCCCCACGCCUCGGGGUUUCCCCCAAAAUCUGGCACCCACAGAUAUUCUCCUCAGGACUGCUCAUAGUCCCAGCACCGGCCACGACUGAGUUCAGUCAGAUUGAGGUGAGACUUCCUUUGCCUGAGGGGCGGCCGCCCCACAAUUAAAUUAAGGCCACCCCUAGUGAUUUAUCACUGUGGGGCAACUUUCUUUAAGGGAUGGGGGGGGUAGUGGCAUGCACAAGCAGUAUUGUCCCUUGUAAAACUCAGCCUAUUAACUCUGUUCCCCACUCCACAGAUUCUGCCAGACUUGCUGAGUAUUUUCUGUGUUUAUUUUGCCUUCGGGUGUGAAAUUCCCAAGCCCCAUCACCGUCCUCUUCACGAUUUGCCAUCUGUGAUUUACUUUUAUUGCAAUGAGUUCACCAAAAGGCAAGCAAAGUUAGCUUUGUUUACCACCCACUUGAGACACAUUGGACUGUCAACUAAAACACAGCACUCAUCAUCCCUUCUGAGAACUGGUGAAACUCAACAUUCGUGGGUGAAUUUGAGUAACUCUGACUACCCCCACCCUCAGCAGAUGGCUGAGAAUCAGGUAUUCGUACCACCCACAACCAUUCUGAAUAAUAACAUUUUGACAAGCCACUAGUGCGCUGAAUUUUAGAGUGUAGCUGCAAGGAGGCGUAUUACUUGCUCAAUGUAAAUUUAGAGUAGAAAUUAUGUAAGUUUCCGGAGGUAAUUUGCAAUAAAGUGGGAAAUGGGCCAAGGCCACAGGAAGAAAAAAUGUUUAUUUAUUCAUGAGAAUCUGAUUUACAAUAAAAACCCUGAAUUGUA